Epinephelus fuscoguttatus (brown-marbled grouper) is the source of this 1923-nucleotide messenger RNA. Its product is annotated as spermatogenesis-associated protein 48. The coding region runs from base 554 to 1762 and encodes 402 amino acids. The transcript is spliced from 10 exons. NCBI's taxonomy places the organism in Eukaryota, Metazoa, Chordata, Actinopteri, Perciformes, Serranidae. The record is from RefSeq and is a predicted model, not a curated record.
GCAAGACAUAAUGCAGCUUUCUCUCGGGAGGGUCAGUUCAGUAAACCCUGCGGCAGAGUCUUCUCAUUAUUAUUUGCCACCAAAACACAUUUGAGUGGAGUAAUUUUCCAGGGACAAUAGCCGCCCCUGACGACUGACAAAACAUUUUUAUUUGGUCAGUGUGAUCAAUUGGUAGUUGUAGGUUGCCAGAACAUUACAGCUCAGAGGAAACAGUUGUCGUGAAAGCUCCCCUGAGGUGAAUUAUUGGUGUGUGUGGGGCAUCCAAAAUAGAUACUGAGGGAUGUUCAUUAGAUCUUUGUUCUCCAUUAUUAUAACAAACACAGAGUAAUUUUUACACAUGAAUGUGCUAUGGUAUGGAGCUACACACAGCUAGCAGGUCAUGUUGCCUCUCUGCAUAUCAGUAAUUUGAUUCUAGCAGCAAACAAAGACGGUCUCUGAGCAACCAGUGCUCACUGCAUCAUUAUGCCAGACAGCAGAUCUAUGACCUGCUCUGUCAACCACACACACAUACUGUAGACACACAUACACACUGUGAGUUUCUCCCCUGGCAGUAAUGACAGCAGUUUUGGAUCCCUUCAAGCCAUUCUCUGCAGAGCUGCAUGUCAUCAGACGGCUGAGCUCCAGGUUGCACAGGGCUGGAGGUGGUGAAGAUGGACGGGAAUCUGGACGUGUAAACUCUCCUUUUGCUAGAAGUCAGCCUUCGGCUGAGCGUGUCAACCUGGCUCCUUUACGAGACGACGUUCCCUUGCUGGAUCCUUGCUGCGGCCAGCUAAGUGCCGGAGCGGAGGUAGUCUUAGGGGUCAAAGGUCGACAGAAAUUCAUAGAUUUUCAGCAUGUGGCCUCUGCUCUGUGGGUGCCUCCAGGUUUCAGAGAGCGGCCACACACUGCCCCAAACUCCUCUGUUAUCUGUGUAGACCUGAGGGAAGAUAAGGAUUGGAACUCCAGGAGGAUCCCUGAUGCAGUUUUGAGAGCAACACUCAGUGGUUCAACCAAUCCUGUUAAAGUUCAACCACAUUCAGCGAGGACGUCAGCUAAAGCAACAUCACACAGCAGAUUCACUGAUAAACACGGUGCACCUCAGGAUGGCCUCUCUUCUGAUUUGAGACUGUGGACAGACGACUCACCAGCAGCUCGGCGCUUCAGAUACACCUCUGCAACACAGAGGAGUUAUGAGGAAGUUGGCUGGGAUACUAAGUUACCCCGGCGCUUGAAGGCACCGGAAACAACCCUGGAGAAUAUUGUGGACCCAGUGAGUGAGCGUCCCUCAUCAAGGCGCUACAAUAGUCGACCUCAGCUGUGGCAGUCUAUUGGAACUGAGUGGAACAGGCAGCAGCUUCGAUGGAGGAAUGAUGCCAGGAAACCCAUAUCAUUCUGCAGUGGAUGUCCAAGGUCAGGUCAAAUCCCUUUGUACACAGGUACAAUUGGCUCUGAGAACAUGGAUAACAUUGACAACAUGGAUGAAGACUUUCACCCGCUGACCCUGAGGAGGAGCGUCGUGCCCCAGUACGUGUCUACAGCACGCCGAACCACCAUCCCUGGAUGUACAGGCAGGGCUGCUUAUGCUAACUGUGCUGCUGAUGCUGCAGUCUCUGUCCCAGCUGUCUCCAGUGCUGCACGCUCCUCUGGGACAAUCAAAGAUUCGGGGGGACCUACUUUUGGCCAUGCAGCGCCUUUGUCUCGAAUGGUGACCACAGUGAACCCCUGCAACCCCUUCCUGAGACCUGCGCUUCCUGUCACACACAAACAUGCGAGGAGGCAUUAGACAAAGCAGAUGAGAAAGUUUUGAAGGACUGAGCCAGUAAGUCAGCGAAGAUGCACUGAGUGGACAUGCAUCUUCAAACAGAAAGAAACAAAGAGGAAAAUGCUGUAAGAAAGAAGCAAUGUGCAGAGGUUCUGACAUGAUCCAGAUUCAGGACACUUGCU